This is a messenger RNA of Cynara cardunculus var. scolymus (artichoke), 2480 nucleotides long. RefSeq names its product syntaxin-125-like. Lineage: Eukaryota; Viridiplantae; Streptophyta; Magnoliopsida; Asterales; Asteraceae. Bases 1 to 951 code for a protein of 316 amino acids. Gene Ontology annotation, molecular function: SNARE binding; SNAP receptor activity. Gene Ontology annotation, cellular component: plasma membrane; SNARE complex; endomembrane system. Gene Ontology annotation, biological process: vesicle fusion; intracellular protein transport; exocytosis. The transcript is spliced from 2 exons. The record is from RefSeq and is a predicted model, not a curated record.
AUGAAUGAUUUGUUCUCCCAAUCCUUCAAACAAGCUCAAGAUGACGAACGCGACUUGGAGGCCGGCGGCAGCGACUCCGUCGACCUCGACAAGUUCUUCGAAGAUGUCGAAAACGUCAAAGAAGACAUGGCUGUCAUAGACAAGCUGUACAAGAAGCUACAGGCGGAGAAUGAGGAGUGCAAGACGGCCAGUAAUGCCACCGCCAUGAAGAACCUCCGAGCCAAGAUGGAUGCCGAUGUUUCACAGGUUUUGAAGCGGGUUCGUGUCAUCAAAGGAAAGAUCGAGGCGUUGGAUAAGGCGAACAUCGCCCACCGGAAGCUUCCCGGUUGCGGGCCGGGAUCGUCGGCCGACAGAACGCGGACGUCCGUCGUUAGUGGUCUCGGAAAGAAGCUCAAGUCGAUGAUGGACGACUUCCAAUCGUUGAGGGCCCGCAUGAACGAGGAGUAUAAGGAGACUGUCGCGAGAAGAUACUUCACCAUCACGGGUGAAAAACCUAACGAUGAAUUGAUUGAAAACCUGAUCUCGAAUGGAGAAAGUGAAGAUUUCAUGCAGAAAGCGAUCCAAGAUCAGGGUCGAGGCCAGAUCAUGGACACCAUCUCCGAGAUUCAAGAACGACAUGAUUCCGUGAAGGAAAUCGAAAAGAAUCUGAUAGAACUGCACCAGAUCUUUUUGGACAUGGCGGCGCUCGUGGAGGCCCAAGGCCAACAGCUGAACGAUAUCGAGAGCCACGUCUCGCAUGCAAGCUCGUUCGUCCACCGUGGGACCGAACAACUGGUCGAAGCCCGAGAGUUGCAGAAGAGCUCGAGGAAGUUUACCGUCAUCGCCAUUUUCCUCGUGAUCAUUCUUCUUAUCGUCCUGCUUUACCCCCUUUUGCGCUCACUUCUAUCCCUGCUGCAUUUUCUGUUUAAUGUACUGUACCCAUUGCUUGUUUCAACACAUUUUCACUUGUAGAUUACUUGCUUGUUCUUCUAUUUUUUCCUGUCACAAGAGUAUUCACGUAAACAGUCUCUCUACCCCAAGGGGUAGAAGCAAGGUCUAUGUAUAUCCUACCCCCUAGAUCCUACCUCUGGGUUCAUUUGGUUUAUAAUGUGCAAGUAUUGAUUUUUAUUAGAUUGUUGCAUUAAGGAAUUAACUAGUUGUUCAAUCACUUUAUGAGAAUAGCAGAAAUCUUUCCUCAUCCCAGACCUUUCAGUUUGACCAUCUAUAUUCUGAUUGAAGUAGGUAUUGUAACGACCCCAAAUUUCAAAAUAUUUCCAAUAAUAGGGAUAUCAUCUCAAAAUCAUCUCACGAAUAUCAUGGCAGAGAAAUCUAACGUUGCUUAUCGAGACUAACACAAAAUUCUAAUACCACAUUUAAAUACUAGAAUCGAUAAGUAUAGUUAUCAAGUCUAGAUUUGCAUUCCCGAACGCAUCUUGAGUCAAAGUUUUUCCCACCCUCAAUUGCAUAAUUUUUCAAUAAAGAUUAGACCAAAUAAUUUUCAUGCAUGAUGACAUCAAUAACUGUUUUAAAUAUUAAAUCAUAAAAUUAUGACGAACAAUUUUCUCACAUGAGUAUGCAUACUCUGAAAAUGCUUCAAAUUUUGUGGUAGGAAAUAGUGGCUACUUAGCAGAACUAAAUCACCUGACACUCUUAUAUAUUCGAUCGAGUUCUAUCUAUAUCUGUCUUCAUAUCGCAGAAAGCUCUUACAGAGUCAUUCUCAUAACACACAUAAUCCUGUGUUAUACGGUUCAUGGGACAACACAGUCUCAUGCCAUACGGUUCAUGAGACAACACAGUCUCAUGCCAUACGGCUCAUGAGACAACAAAUCUAAUGUUUUAUAGGUUCCACUGUACAUAUCACUUUCAUGCAUUUUUAAUUCUGAAGCGAAUACUUGCGUGCUUUACAUCAUUCAACAUAAUAUGAUCAAAUCAUAUCAGCAAGUAAAGACAUUUUAUUGCAUGCAGUCUAGUAAAAUAAUACGUGAAACUCAUUUGAGGUCCAAAGUAUUAAAAUCAUGGUGUAAGACUAACUGAUCUUGGAUGCCCAAAAUAUUGACUUAAUAGUAUGUUUUACUCUAUUAUUGUUCGCAAGCCUAAAAAUAUAUCUCGUUCGUGACCCUUUUUUACAACUGUCAAACCAACAUCUAAGUUCCAUAUUUAACACUUUAAAACCUAUGGAUGGUUUCAGUUAAUGCGAUCAUCAUUUGUACCUUAAGCCUUUAUUUUAUGAUUUAAGUAAUUGAACCCCAAAGACUUUUUCUUAUAGAUCCACUUCCAUUCUAUGCUUGAAGUAGCAUUUUAAUUACAUUAAGUUGAGCUUGUGUUUAUUAUGAUUAGGUCACAAGGUUUAAGUCACCCUAAUGUAAGUAAAAUGCUACUUUGAGCACAGAAUGUAAGUGGAUCUAUAAGGAAAAGUUUUUGGGUUCAAUUACUUGAUCUUAAAAUAAGGGUUAAUAAAUUCUGAUCACAAUAACUAAAACCUUUAACAGGUUUUAAAGUGA